Messenger RNA from Dentiscutata heterogama, 546 nucleotides. The record is from the annotation of a GenBank genome assembly. Lineage: Eukaryota; Fungi; Glomeromycota; Glomeromycetes; Diversisporales; Gigasporaceae.
UCUCAACCAUUGCCUGAUUUUGUUCUUCCUAACAUGGCAAACCAUAAUCAUUGUUGGUCUGGUUUUUGGCAUUUCAUAAAUAAAAUUUCAGGCAAUAGAUUUACUGCCAAAUGUUCCUAUUGUAAAUUCGAGCUACCUGGCAAACCUGACAAAUUGUAUACUCAUAUUCUUAUAUUCGGUAACUGGCCUAUUUCUAAAAAAACUAAUUAUAUUAAGAAAGCUACUAGUUCUUUACUUAAAUCUCAAAAGAAGGCUUUACACCAAGAAAAUUUGACAAGUUGGAUUGUUAAGCCACUUUUAUUAGAGAAACAAGCUAAAGUUGACAAAAAAUUGCUUAAUGCUAUUAUUUAUAGCAAUUUGUCUUUUAAACUUGUCAAAAACCUAUAUUUUUUUGAAUUUCUUAAUGAACUUGCCCCAAACUAUUGUCUACCUUCUACAAAAAUAUUGAAUACUAAACUUCUUUAUAAUUCAUAUUCUGCUUAUCUAGCUAAAAAACUCGAAAUGAUAUCAUCUCUUACCGAUCUUACUAUUAACUUAGAUGGAUAG